This is a messenger RNA of Gossypium arboreum, 981 nucleotides long. Its product is annotated as syntaxin-51-like. Gene Ontology annotation, biological process: vesicle fusion; intracellular protein transport. The transcript is spliced from 6 exons. Gene Ontology annotation, cellular component: endomembrane system; SNARE complex. The coding region runs from base 176 to 880 and encodes 234 amino acids. Lineage: Eukaryota; Viridiplantae; Streptophyta; Magnoliopsida; Malvales; Malvaceae. The record is from RefSeq and is a predicted model, not a curated record. Gene Ontology annotation, molecular function: SNAP receptor activity; SNARE binding.
CAUCUAAAAUUAUUUAAUUGAGAAAAAGAAAUGGAAAGCAAAUAGUUCCUGGACUGGCCUUUUGUUAAUGUCGCCAUGGCCUCUGUCGCUUAGCUUUCGUUUCAUUCCCCAAUUCAUCAUUCCAAAUUUCAAUUAAAAAAAAAUCAGCUAAUUUCAAUCAUUUUCUAACAUUUUUAUGGUUUUAAUGGCAUCUCCUUCAGAUACAUGGAUAAAAGAAUACAACGAGGCAAUAAAAAUUGCAGACGAUAUCAAUGGCAUGAUAUCCGGCAAGGGUUCCUUGCCUUCGUCUGGACCGGAAACGCAGCGUCACGCUUCAGCUAUUCGAAGGAAGAUUACGAUCUUAGGGACUCGACUCAAUGGACUGCAAUCCCUCAUGUCUAAACCUACUGGGAAGCCAUUAACAGAUAAGGAGAUGAAUCGACGCAAAGACAUGGUCACGAAUUUGAGAUCAAAAUCGAAUCAAAUGGCUUCGGCAUUCAACAUGUCGAACCUUGCUAAUAGAGACAGCUUACUAGGGACAGAAACUAAGCCAGAUACUAUGAGUAGAACAAUCGGUUUGGAUAACUCCGGCCUUAUCGGUCUUCAACGACAAAUAAUGAAAGAGCAAGAUGAGGGUCUCGAGAAGUUGGAGGAAACGCUCGUAAGCACGAAGCACAUCGCAUUAGCGGUCAGCGAAGAACUUGAUCUGCAUACCACACUAAUUGAUGACCUCGGCCAACAUGUCGAUGUCACCGAUUCUCACCUACAGAGAGUGCUGAAAAACAUGGGAAUUAUGAACAAGCACAUCAAUGGCGGAUGGUCGUGUAUGUGCAUGCUUGUAGCUGUCAUUGGAAUUGUGGUUCUGCUUGUCCUUAUAUACCUACUCAUCAAAUACUUGUAAGAGAUAAUAUCACAUUUUGUAACGGUACUUUUAUAAAAUGUCUAAUGUGGUACUGAACUAUUAAUAUGUGUUUUAUUAUGGUACAUGUAAUUUUUAUAAAA